GCUUCGAGCCGCCUUCUUUCCGGCUAGUCGCCAUCUUGUUGUUGAUUUGAACAGAAUUGGAGCUGGUGAGGGGAGCUAGGACCGGGGAGGAGAGAGCCGCGGGCAGCGGCCCCCCAAAUCCCUGCCCGGGAAAACCGCCGUGGGAGGCAGCUGGAAAGUAAAGUGGAGCAGUUCUCCAGUUUGUGAUUUCAGCAAAUAUGGCAGCCCCCUCAUAGACAGAUUCCUGGAGUGAUUCCAGUGUGAGAGAUUUGCCAUCCACUGUUCUUUGCUCUGCAGUGCUGUUCCCAGGCCCCCAAGCCCUUCCCCAUGCCCCCACCGAGCAUCGGGCGUCCAACGCAAUGUGUGUUUGUCAAACCAUGGAAGUGGGGAAGUGCAUCAAGAACACAGUGUGUGACAGGGGCCGGGGGGUCCUGCUGGAGCCAUUUAUCCAUCAGGUGGGGGGGCACAGCAGUAUGAUGCGCUAUGAUGACCACACUGUGUGUAAGCCCCUCAUCUCCAGGGAGCAGCGUUUUUAUGAGUCCCUGCCACCCGAAAUGAAAGAAUUCACCCCAGAAUACAAAGGAGUGGUGUCUGUCUGUUUUGAAGGCGACAGCGACGGUUACAUUAACCUGGUGGCAUAUCCCUAUGUGGAGAAUGAAGCUGUGGACCAGGAAGAAGCUUUUGAGAGGGAGCAUCCAAGACGCAAACACUCCCGAAGAAGCUUACACCGCACAAGUAGCACUGCAAGCAGUUCUGACCAUAAGGAUGAAUGGCCACUGCUAACCGGGGAAAACACAGAGAGUGUACCAGAGAUGAAGAGCCCAAAGUUGGAGCUACUCAUGCAGUCAGAUGUUCCUUUUCAGAUGCUGGACAGCAACAAUGAAAUUAGCUCAGAAAGAAUAAGCUACAACCCUUGGAGCUUGCGCUGUCACAAGCAGCAACUCAACCGCAUGCGCUCGGAGUCCAAGGAUCGCAAAUUGUACAAGUUCCUUCUUCUGGAGAAUGUGGUACACCAUUUUGAGAUUCCCUGUGUUCUGGAUCUUAAAAUGGGCACACGACAACAUGGGGAUGAUGCCUCAGAGGAGAAGGCAGCCCGGCAGAUGAAGAAAUGUGAACAGAGCACAUCAGCCACACUUGGUGUGAGAGUAUGCGGCAUGCAGGUCUUUCAUGUGGACACGGGGCACUACCUUUGUUUAAACAAGUACUAUGGGAGAGAACUGAGUGCAGAAGGUUUCCGGCAGGCCCUGUUCCAGUAUCUUUACAACGGUGUUCGCCUGCGUGUUGAUCUGUUUGAACCCAUCCUUAGCAACCUGAGGCACCUUAAAUGUGUCCUGGAAAGCCAAGCCUCUUAUCGCUUUUAUUCUAGCUCCCUUCUAAUUAUUUAUAAUGGGAGAGACUAUCCAGCAACCAAUGUAGCUGAUCCAUUGGCCCAGGAACGCGCACCCAAAGUAGAUGUACGCAUGAUUGACUUUGCCCACAGCACCUAUAAGGGCUUCCGUGAUGACCCCACAGUGCAUGAUGGGCCAGACAAAGGCUAUGUUUUGGGCUUGCGCAGCCUUAUCAAUAUCUUGGAGCUUAUUCGAGAUGAGAGCCAAUAAUCUUUAUUAUAGCAAACAAAUGACCUGGUCCUGCUUAGCCAUUUCACCUGAUGCGAGUCACACAAAUACAAGGAGGUAACGGCACUCAUGUUUUUCCCUUCCUUGUAUAAACCAAAUUAUGCUGAAAUCCAUUAUAUUCUGCAAGUGAACUUUUUUCCUUGAUUAUGAGCUUUUUUUUGUCUGCUAAAAAUGGGAAUUGUUGCCCUACUGCUUGCCAAGGUAUGCAAAGAACUGUUCCAGCGCAGGCGUUUGUCGCAUAAUAAACGUGGAAAAGUGCACGUGAGAUACAGUUUCAAUGGCUCUUGGGGCGAGAAUUGUAUACAAAUUCCUGCAAACCUGCUUUGCUCUGAAAUGCAAAAAUACAGCUCUUUUUACACAGAAAACUGUCAUUUCUCAGGCCUUUUGUUCUUGCUGCCAUGCUUGGGACUGGACAAUAGCAAUUUUCCCAAGAAAUCCGUCCUUUUGGCUGAGAACAUAGAAGUGCAAUGCAACGAAAAUAUGGACCCUUUUAGAGACCUUCGGACUUAUGGCUUUCAGCCACAUCAGUGUACAUAUUUCUAUAUUCCUAUAUAUAUAUAGACACAAAUAUAUCAGAUUGAAUCUAUAUAGAGCUAUAUUAUUCACGCUUAUCUGUGUGUAAUGCCAGCCUUCUCUCUUCAGAAGGGUUGAUUGGCUGAUAUUUUUUUAAAGUUAACACAAGUGUUUUUGUGACCUGGUUUACAAGACAAUGAGUGAAAGCUUGUUUCCCAAACUGAAUCACACCGAGCUGUAUUCAACCCAUUGCAUACUGCAGGCUGGUGUGCUUCUGAACAAUAUUUAAGCCACUAUCCUAGGUAAGUAAUGUAACGGGAGGCUCCUACCAACUCUAAACGAUACCAGCUGCUAAAAGGCUAGAAUCACAAUAGAUCUACACUAGCAAAAAAUCAGGUGCUGAUUCCAAUCCCUUUUGGUGGCAGAGGGCAAAGAAAACUAUAAAUAAAAAAUACUAGAUAGAUGUUUUUGAAGAUCCGAUUAUAAUAAAUAAAAGGCCGUCCCACUGACAUGGAAAUUCCCUGAAAAUGCAUUCUUUGUCAUAGUCGUAGCACUUGCUUCUUGUAUUACUUCCCAAUGAUUAUAAUUGCAACAAGUUACUUGGCUUUUGCUGUGUUUUUUUUUUUUUCUGACCCCCAGAAAAGUAGUAGAGCUCAAAAUACUGGAGCAUCGCCCUAUGAGAUUUUACCUCGUUGAAAGUAUGAUGUGCCAGGGAAAUGUAUUUGGUCUGGGAUAUCUUGUGGAAGGCAUUAGGAACAUGUCACACCUGAAGAUCGGAUUUGCUUUUAAGAGUCAUCGCACACAGAGCUACUUUGGGCACUUUAAGGGCCAUGUUUUAAGUAGCCUGAAAACACAGCACUAGAAAAGUCACUUAUAUAUAAUGUAAUAGUUCUCUUCUCAGUACAUUUGCAGUAUUUAAUGUUCUUUCUUGAUAUUGGCAGCUUUUACACAAAGAGUCACAUGGCUAUUUGUACAAUACCCCAUAAAAGUUUUGCACACUACAUGGGGCAUUGCAAAUGCCUUCAUGACUUCAGUGGUGUCUUGGGGGAAACCUCCAGUAGUCAAAAUAGCCUAACUCUCCCUCUUCUAGUGAAACUGAAAAAGGCUGGUCAGACCCUGCCCACAAGUGAUUGCCACUAGAAACAGCAGUACACCUUUCAUAUAAACGGACUUAUUUGUUCACAUCAUAAUAGCUUGCCCUUUAUUCAGCAGUACAUAAUAAUAACCCUGAAGAAUUGGGAUUAAACAUUAGUGGGGUUAUGAAAUUAAAGGCACUAAAUUUGCCCAGGUACACUAACCUAUAGCAACCAAUCAGCAGGUAGCAUUUACUUGUCACACAAACAUCUUAUUGGUUACUGCUCCUGGGCAAAUUUAGUGCCUUAUAUUAUAUAACCCCCUAUAUCUUAUUGCAUUGUAACUGCCAGAUUUUCAUCUGUCAAUCUGAAAUGACCAGCCUUCUUUGGGCACUUGAGUUGUAACAAAUUUAUCCUAUGGUACCUUGGCUGUGCAUCUCGGGAAAGAAUUUGUUGCUAGUAUCCGCCACCGUGUGCUGCGAUUCUUUUCUAGAAAUGUCUUUAUUGAAACCAAAGGAGGUAAAGAGACCUGUGCGUUUGUUCGUGGGAAACAUGCAAUAUUUGGGCUCCUUUGUGGCGAAAGGGGCAGAGAAUACAGAGUAACAAGGCCGAGCUGACAUAUAGUGGAUAAUGUACCUCCUACUGUAAUUUAUAAGUAUUUUAGAAGUCACCAAGGCACAUCUAUAAUACUGUAGAAGUGUGCUGUUUAUAUAGU
Messenger RNA from Xenopus laevis (African clawed frog), 3896 nucleotides. It is a transcript of the gene ip6k1.L, whose product is annotated as inositol hexaphosphate kinase 1 L homeolog. Gene Ontology annotation, cellular component: nucleus; cytoplasm. The transcript has 7 exons. NCBI's taxonomy places the organism in Eukaryota, Metazoa, Chordata, Amphibia, Anura, Pipidae. The record is from RefSeq and is a predicted model, not a curated record. Gene Ontology annotation, molecular function: kinase activity; inositol hexakisphosphate kinase activity. Gene Ontology annotation, biological process: inositol phosphate biosynthetic process; phosphatidylinositol phosphate biosynthetic process. Bases 339 to 1577 code for a protein of 412 amino acids.